Molecule: messenger RNA, 1512 nt
Organism: Daldinia childiae
Lineage: Eukaryota; Fungi; Ascomycota; Sordariomycetes; Xylariales; Hypoxylaceae
Product: putative nadh-ubiquinone oxidoreductase kda subunit protein
Exons: 2
Coding region: 1-1512 (503 amino acids)
Biological process (GO): maturation of SSU-rRNA
Cellular component (GO): nucleus; 90S preribosome
Source: RefSeq, a predicted model, not a curated record
AUGCCAAAGCGGAAACGAAAUCACGAGCCCAGCCUCGAAGAGAAGCUAUCACAAUGGCACAAGGAAUUAGCGCGCGGCAUGAAGACCGCCAAAGGUUUCGAGCGCCAACGAUUAAGCAAGCGCAUUCGCGAAGCUCAGAGCGAUCCGGAAAAGACGGCGAGGUUUGAGAGAGAGAUUGCCGUAUUAAAGAGUCUCGAUCUCCAACAAGCCGCGCACGCGCACCUAUGCUCGUCGCUUCUCAAAGUCAAGGGUGUGGCCGAGUCCCCAAAGAUACCCGCUGAUAUCAUCAAGCCUAUUCCGAAGCCUGAGGGGCUGUCCGAUGAAGAGAAGGCUGCGCUACAUAAUGUGACGAGUGCGCUCUGCAAUCGCAAGCAGAUCCGCGACGUCAUUGAGGAGGCUAUCAUGGGUACGUGCAUUGCGCUGAGGGUACCUAUGCCGGAGAAAUUGAAGAAAGGGAAGGGUAAGAAGGAGAAGAAAGAUUCAAAUAAAGAGGAGCAGGAUGGUGGUAGAGAUACUACGAGGUCGGCAGCGAUUAAAAAUACGCAUAAAGAAAAAGACGACGAAGACGAAGACGAAGAGAAGUCCGAUACUGAAGAGAACGGGCCAGGGCUAGUGCUUUUAAAGAGGAAGCAGGAUAAGGCCGAGGAUGAUAAGGAGGAACUCGGUAGCGAAGAUGACGAUGAAGCUGAAGAUGACCAACCAUUCGAAAAUUUCUCUGACAGCGAUGCCGAGGAACGAGCCUGGUCGCGGUAUGAUGACUUCGUGGCAGGCUCAUCUAGCGACGAGGAUGAAUCAGGAGACGACGGAAGUGGGGACGAUGAACUCGUUGCAGACAGCAGAACGAAAUCGCUCCGAAAAGCGACGGCCGACGACAUUUCUAUAUCAUCAGUCGGAUCGUCCGAAUCGGAUCAAGAAGAGGAAGAAGAAGAUCUGGAAGAUGCAGAAAGCCAAAUUUCUGCAUCUGCAUCCCCACCUCCCAAAAGGGCUAAAGCCGCAAAGACGGCUGCGAUAAUACCUGGCAACUCAGCAUUCCUGCCUUCAUUAAUGGGUGGCUACAUAUCAGGCUCCGAAUCAGAAGCCUCCGACCUCGAUCUCGCCCCCGCGCGCAAGAACCGGCGGGGCCAACGGGCGCGUCAAGCCAUAUGGGAGAAGAAGUACAAGGAGAAAGCGAAGCACGUCCAGAAGCAGCAGGAAGGCAAGACGGGCAGAGACCAGGGGUGGGACAUGAGACGAGGUGCUGUAGGGGACGAAGAGGGGUCCAAUAAGCCCUGGAAGAAGGGCAUCCGGAACCCCUUCGAUAAUAAGCACAUACAUCCCGAGCGCCAGCAGCAGCUUCACGGUGGCCGCGAACAAGCUAGCGGGAGAAGCUUUGUGGAGGACAACCCGAAACCAAAAGCAAUACCUAAGAGAGAUGAUACAGGCCUCUUACACCCAAGUUGGGCCGCGGCUAAGAAGGCCAAGGAGGAAGGCCAAAAGAUUGCAUUUCAAGGGCGCAAGGUUGUGUUCGAUUAA